This is a messenger RNA of Mycosarcoma maydis (corn smut), 2414 nucleotides long. RefSeq names its product putative oligopeptide transporter (gene opt5). Gene Ontology annotation, molecular function: oligopeptide transmembrane transporter activity. The annotation marks the transcript as partial. The record is from RefSeq and is a predicted model, not a curated record. Gene Ontology annotation, biological process: transmembrane transport. Lineage: Eukaryota; Fungi; Basidiomycota; Ustilaginomycetes; Ustilaginales. The transcript has a single exon.
CUCAGCGUAUCCCGGCGCAAGGAAAGCGUCAGAGCGCGCAGAUCGACGCCUUUUCCUCGUCCCUACCCGAGCUGCGCCGUAGCCCCGAAAGUGACGAUGCCAAGUAUCCGCUCGAUUCGGCCGACUACGCAUACGAGGACGGCUACAAGGACGAUUUCCACAUGGUCCACUUGAGCGACAUAGGCCAAGGCCACGGACUCGUUCACCCCACGCUCGAAAGCGCCGAGGUAGGGUCCCGAGGUGUGCGCAUGGUCGAGCUCGAGAUGGAGAUGGAGGAGGACUCGCCGUAUCCAGAAGUGCGUGCCUCGGUCUCCAACAUCGACGACCGAGAGAUGCCGGUCAACACGCUGCGCAUGUGGUUCAUCUCUUUCUUCCUCACCGUGCUCGCCACAGGCGCCAACAUGUUUUUCUCGCUGCGCUACCCAGCGCCCACGUUUUCAAGCACACUGGUGCUUCUGGUCGCCUAUCCAAUCGGAAAGCUGUUGGCUGCCAUCAUGCCCAUCCGUGUAUGGACGCUGCCACACUGGUUGGGCGGGGCCGAGUUCUCACUGAACCCAGGCAUCUACAACAUUAAAGAGCACGCGCUGACGUCAAUCAUGGCUAGCAUCUCGAUCAUCACCGCGUACGGCAUCAACGUGGUCAUUGUGCAGGACUCGGAGCAAUACUAUGGCCAGCCAAGGGAGAUUGGCUUUGACAUUCUCUUCGUGCUCAGUUCGCAAAUCAUCGGGUUCGGACUCGCUGGCAUGUGCCGACGCUUCCUGGUGUGGCCGGCAAGCAUGAUCUGGCCGCAGAACUUGGUGUCUGCCACAAUCCUCAACACGCUGCAUGCCGAGGAGGACGGCGCGGAUGGCACCAUGACGCGCUUCCGCUUUUUCACCGUGUUUGGCAUCGGCGCAUUUGUGGUGUACUGGAUCCCGGGGUACUUGUUCAUGUCUCUCUCGGUGUUCAACUGGGUGUGUUGGAUCUGGCCUACCAACAUGCCGAUCAACGUUGUGUUUGGCACCAUCACCGGUCUCGGCUUUUCGACGCUCACCAUCGACUGGACGCAGAUCAGCUACAUUGGCUCGCCGCUCGUCACGCCCUGGUGGGCCGAGUGCAACAUCUUUUUCGGCUUUGUCAUCUUUGUAUGGAUCGCGGCGCCGAUCAUGUGGUUCAAGAACGCAUGGUACCAGUCGUACUUGCCUUUCAACAGCGGCGCGUCGUGGGACCGGUAUGGACAGCCGUACAACAUCAGCCGGGUGAUUGUGAAUGGCAGCGACCUGGAUCAGGUGGCGUACGAGAACUACUCGCCGCUGUAUCUGUCGACAACGUUGUCGUUGGUGUACACUACGGGCUUUGCCAUGCUGACGUCGGUGCUGACGCACACGGUGCUGUACCACGGCAAGGCGUUGAAAAAGGGGUUUAUGCGCAUCAGGACCGAGGAGGAUGACGUGCACGCCAAGUUUAUGCGCCAUUAUCCCGAGACGCCGGACUGGUGGUAUGCAGCCAUGUUCCUGAUGGCACUCGUGUUUGGCGUGGUGAUGGUCGAGGUGUACGACACAGGGUUGCCCAUCUGGGGACUGAUCGUGUCGAUCCUGAUCCCGACGAUCUACAUUUUGCCAGCAGGGUUUGUGUAUGCCAUGACGGGUCAAGCCAUCGGGACGAACCUGAUCGGCGAGCUACUGGUGGGGUACAUGCUUCCCGGUAAGCCACUGCCUAACAUGAUCUUCAAGGCAUUUGCACUGCAGGGCUUGCUAGGUGGGCUGCAGUUUGUGCAGGAUCUCAAACUGGGGCAUUACAUGAAGAUCCCACCUCGGCUGACGUUUUUGGCGCAGCUGUCCGGCGUGUUUGUGGCAUGCUUUGUUCAGUUGGGCGUCAAGAGUUGGAUGUUUGUCAAUAUCGAGGGCUUGUGUUCGCCAGAUCAGCCCAACUCGUUUACGUGUCCCAACAUUCGCGUGUUUUACACGGCGAGUUUGGUGUGGGGUGCAAUUGGACCGGCGAGGAUGUUUGGGCGCGAUUCGAUGUACAGGGUGAUGUACUGGGCGAUGUUGUUUGGAGCGCUGAUUCCGCUGCCGUUCUGGAUGGUGGCAAGGAGGUAUCCGAGGAGUUGGAUCAGGUAUGUUAGUUGGCCGGUUAUCUUUGCUGGCGUGGCCUUCAUUCCGCCUGCGUCCGGAUUGAAUUAUUCGAGCUGGUUUGCAGUUGGGUUUGUCUUCCAGUACCUCGUUCGCAAGUACAACUUUGUGCUUGCGGCUGCGUUGGACUCGGGCACCAUCAUCAGCAGUAUCGUCAUCUUCUUCUCGCUCGUCCUCCCCAAAAACGGCCGCCUCCAGAUCCGCUGGUGGGGCAACUCGGUCGCGGGCCAGAACUACGACGCUGCUGGCUAUGCGCUCCUCCCUCCUCCGCCACAGGGGUUUGGCAACCUACCCCAUUACUAG